Messenger RNA from Galeopterus variegatus (Sunda flying lemur), 4130 nucleotides. It is a transcript of the gene CBL, whose product is annotated as Cbl proto-oncogene, E3 ubiquitin protein ligase. The record is from RefSeq and is a predicted model, not a curated record. The transcript is spliced from 16 exons. Gene Ontology annotation, biological process: negative regulation of epidermal growth factor-activated receptor activity; cell surface receptor signaling pathway. Gene Ontology annotation, molecular function: calcium ion binding; phosphotyrosine residue binding; ubiquitin protein ligase activity. Gene Ontology annotation, cellular component: membrane raft; plasma membrane. The coding region runs from base 104 to 2863 and encodes 919 amino acids. NCBI's taxonomy places the organism in Eukaryota, Metazoa, Chordata, Mammalia, Dermoptera, Cynocephalidae.
GCGGCGGCAGCCGGGAGAGGCUCCUCCUUCACGCCCUCCUUUCCCUCGCUCGCAGCCGAGCAGAGCCGGUCGACCCGGAGGGGCCCCCACCCCUCCCCGGGCCAUGGCCGGCAACGUGAAAAAGAGCUCUGGGGCCGGGGGCGGCAGCGGCUCCGGAGGCUCGGGCUCGGGCGGCCUGAUUGGGCUCAUGAAGGACGCCUUCCAGCCGCACCACCACCACCACCUAAGCCCCCACCCGCCGGGGACUGUAGACAAGAAGAUGGUGGAGAAGUGCUGGAAGCUCAUGGACAAGGUGGUGCGGUUGUGUCAGAACCCAAAGCUGGCGCUAAAGAAUAGCCCACCUUAUAUCUUAGACCUGCUGCCAGAUACCUACCAGCAUCUCCGUAUUAUCUUGUCAAGAUAUGAGGGGAAGAUGGAGACACUUGGAGAAAAUGAAUAUUUUAGGGUGUUCAUGGAGAAUUUGAUGAAGAAAACUAAGCAGACCAUAAGCCUCUUCAAGGAGGGGAAAGAAAAAAUGUAUGAGGAGAAUUCUCAGCCUAGGCGAAACCUAACCAAACUGUCCCUGAUCUUCAGCCACAUGCUGGCAGAACUAAAAGGAAUCUUUCCAAGUGGACUCUUUCAAGGAGACACAUUUCGGAUUACUAAAGCAGAUGCUGCAGAAUUUUGGAGAAAAGCUUUUGGGGAAAAGACAAUAGUCCCUUGGAAGAGCUUUCGACAGGCACUACAUGAAGUACAUCCCAUCAGUUCUGGACUUGAGGCCAUGGCUCUGAAAUCCACUAUUGAUCUGACCUGCAAUGAUUAUAUUUCAGUUUUUGAAUUUGAUAUCUUUACGAGAUUAUUUCAGCCAUGGUCCUCUUUGCUCAGGAAUUGGAAUAGCCUUGCUGUAACUCAUCCUGGUUACAUGGCUUUCCUGACGUAUGAUGAAGUGAAAGCUCGGCUCCAGAAAUUCAUUCACAAACCUGGCAGUUACAUCUUCCGGCUGAGCUGCACUCGUCUGGGUCAGUGGGCUAUUGGGUAUGUUACUGCUGAUGGGAACAUUCUCCAGACAAUCCCCCACAAUAAACCUCUCUUCCAAGCACUGAUUGAUGGCUUCAGGGAAGGCUUCUAUUUGUUUCCUGAUGGACGUAACCAGAAUCCUGACCUGACAGGCUUAUGUGAACCAACUCCCCAAGACCACAUCAAAGUGACCCAGGAACAAUAUGAAUUAUACUGUGAGAUGGGCUCCACAUUCCAACUGUGUAAAAUAUGUGCUGAAAAUGAUAAGGAUGUAAAGAUUGAGCCCUGUGGACACCUCAUGUGCACAUCCUGUCUUACAUCCUGGCAGGAAUCAGAAGGUCAGGGUUGUCCUUUCUGCCGAUGUGAAAUUAAAGGUACUGAGCCCAUUGUGGUGGAUCCGUUUGAUCCUAGAGGAAGUGGCAGCCUGUUGAGGCAAGGAGCAGAGGGAGCCCCUUCCCCAAAUUAUGAUGAUGAUGACGAUGAAAGAGCUGAUGAUUCUCUCUUCAUGAUGAAGGAAUUGGCUGGUGCCAAGGUGGAAAGGCCUCCUUCUCCAUUCUCCAUGGCUCCACAAGCUUCUCUUCCCCCAGUGCCACCACGACUUGACCUUCUGCAGCAGCGAGUAUCUGUUACUUCAAGUGCUUCUGGUCUUGGAACUGCUCCUAAGGCUGCUUCUGUCUCCCUUCAUAAGGACAAACCAUUGCCAGUGCCUCCCACACUUCGAGAUCUUCCACCGCCACCCCCCCCAGACCGGCCAUAUUCUGUUGGAGCAGAAACCCGGCCUCAGAGACGCCCCCUACCUUGUACACCAGGCGAUUGUCCAGCCAGAGACAAACUGCCCCCUGUCCCCUCUAGCCGCCUUGGGGACUCAUGGCUGCCCCGACCAAUCCCCAAAGUACCAGUAGCUGCCCCAAGCCCCAGUGAUCCCUGGAUAGGAAGAGAAUUAACCAACCGGCACUCACUUCCAUUUUCAUUGCCCUCACAAAUGGAACCCAGAGCAGAUGUGCCUAGGCUUGGGAGCACAUUCAGUCUGGAUACCUCCAUGAAUAUGAAUAGCAGCCCAUUAGCAGGUCCAGAGUGUGAGCACCCCAAAAUCAAACCUUCCUCAUCUGCUAAUGCCAUUUAUUCUCUGGCUGCCAGACCUCUUCCUGUGCCAAAACUGCCACCUGGGGAGCAGUGUGAAAGUGAGGAAGACACAGAGUAUAUGACUCCCUCCUCUAGGCCUGUAGGGCUUCAAAAGCCAGAGCUGAAACGGCCAUUGGAGACAACCCAGAGUUCACAAGCAUGUGAUUGUGACCAGCAGAUUGAUAGCUGUACUUAUGAAGCAAUGUAUAAUAUUCAGUCCCAGGCACCAUCUGUCACCGAGAACAGCACCUUUGGUAAAGGGAAUUUGGCUGCAGCCCCUGCUAACACUGGCCCCGAGGAAUCAGAAAAUGAAGAUGAUGGGUAUGAUGUCCCUAAGCCACCUGUGCCAGCAGUGCUGGCCCGCCGAACUCUCUCAGAUAUCUCCAAUGCCAGCUCCUCCUUUGGCUGGUUGUCUCUGGAUGGUGAUCCCACAACAAACUUUACUGAGGGUUCUCAAGUUCCUGAGAGGCCCCCCAAACCAUUCCCUCGGAGAAUCAACUCUGAACGAAAAGCAGGUAGCUGUCAGCAAGGAGGUAGUGCUGUUGCUUCUACUGCCACUGCUGCCACCGCUGCCACCAUUGCCUCGCCUCAGCUCUCCAGUGAGAUUGAGAACCUCAUGAAUCAGGGGUACUCCUACCAGGACAUUCAGAAGGCUUUGGUCAUUGCCCACAACAACAUCGAGAUGGCCAAAAAUAUCCUCCGGGAAUUCGUCUCCAUUUCUUCUCCUGCCCAUGUAGCUACCUAGCACAUCACCACCCUGCUUCAACUUUAGAGGACCAGUGAGCCAGGAGCUCUUACUUGAGUAGCACCUAAAAGGGCAGAGGUUCCUUUGGAGACUUCACAGUGAAGUCAUGCCCUUUCUGUGGGAUAUCACCUCUGUGGUUCUGAGAUUUCAAAGCAGUGGAAUGCAAAAGGAGCAGCUAGUAUGUUUUAUUAUUUUAUUGGUCUUGAGAGUGCAUUUGAAGGUGUCCUUCGGUCCCCACUUAGAGUGUGGAUUUUUAUUACAUGGUAGCCUACUUGGGGAACAAUUCAGAAAAUAAGAGAAUAAGUAUUGUGCUGUAAAUCCUAAUUGAGGACUUAAGACUUUCCUGGGUUAAGGAUGUGGCCACGUGUGUGUCUAUCUGUCUAUCCGUCUGUGGUUGUAUAUGUCCUGUGAUUCUACGAUUAACCUGCUGUGUGUGUUAAUCCCAGGCAGGGAAUUAGCACAAGAGGUUUAGGAAGGAAUCUUUAAGACUUCCAUCUACUGUGGUAUUAUGUCCAAACGUAGUGUGUAUUACAACUUCAACACUCCCCUUUGGCUUACAUUAUCAUGUGUGUAGCUAAAGUCCUAUAUUUUUAGAACACCCUUUCUCCAUCCUUUCCCCUGUCGGCUCCUUCCUCCUUCUCCCCCUUGGUGUUCUGUCACUGGCAUCGAGCUUGCUAUAACCAGCCUUACUGAGGCCAAGCAGCUUAUGGUAUGCUCUUUAUUAUGUGUGGUGGUGUUGGUUUGUUUGGAGAUAGGUGGGAGAAAAAGUAUUGUUGCUAUAUCAUUAUAGUCAUGUUUGAUACUAGCAGCUAACACUGGUCACUCCAAAGCACUGUUUCCAUAGGAACAUUGAGUUUGUUAAAAUAAGGUGGUUUAAUUAUCGUAGUUACAUAAUGACUGAUUUGAGAUAGAGGCCUUCAAAUACAUUCCAUGCCCUCCCCAGAAAAUAGUCUGUGGGAGUCAGUUGCCUUUGUGCCAGAUAUGUGUUCUAAUGUAGGUUAUGAAGUCUUUCUACGUAAUGGGAAGGGAGUAACAUUUGUUUCCAGGAUGACUUUCUGGCCUGAAUACCACGAAGCUUUUAGGAAGCUUCAUUCACAUGCUACUUAAGUGCACAAAAUAGACAAUGAAGAUUUAUCUGUUUAGUUUUUAUUCCCCAAUAAAUUAAUUUCAGCUUAUAUGGGUGCCUCCCUUUGAACAUAAUAAGCCAGGGUAGAUUUUCAGAAAUGAUUUUUUUUCUUUGCCCUUUAAGGAGUGGGGGUACCACCCA